AUGUGCCAAGAGAGAAAAGUUUCCACUGCUACCCUUGCCCUAACGUAUCUUCCAACCUCCCUUUCUUCUCCUUUUUCAACGGCUCUUUUCUUCUCUUGCGACCAACAAGCAUCGUCGACCCAUUAUUUCUCUUCCACCCACCGAUCGGACCUCCUUCCUCAUUUCAUCGGGAAUGUUCCUACCUGCCUCUUGAUCAAGAAUAUAUCUCUGGAAUUGGUGAUUCCAGAGUAUAUUAAGCAACUUCAUCCAACACUAUAUAGAGCAGCAGGGCUUGGAAUAGGUUUAGGCGGGCAAUCGUACAGUCAAUUUCGUGUCUUCCCCUCUAAAUCGACUAAGAUUGUACGAUCAGUGCCAAAUCACCAAAAUCGAUUUUGGUGGGUUAUUUCCCACUUCCGCGACAAUAGCGACAAUAGCACACCUCACCUUCUCCCCAGACGACUCCAACGACUCAAGAAUCCAUCUCGAUUGUUCAACUUCAAAAAGUUUUUGACUUCUAUCUUCUGA
Molecule: messenger RNA, 504 nt
Organism: Lactuca virosa
Lineage: Eukaryota; Viridiplantae; Streptophyta; Magnoliopsida; Asterales; Asteraceae
Source: the annotation of a GenBank genome assembly